This is a messenger RNA of Staurois parvus, 241 nucleotides long. NCBI's taxonomy places the organism in Eukaryota, Metazoa, Chordata, Amphibia, Anura, Ranidae. The record is from the annotation of a GenBank genome assembly.
AGACACAGUACAGGAGAUGGACCAGAGACUGCAGACAUAAUACAGGAGAUGGACCAGAGACUGCGGACAUACAUACAGGAGAUGGACAGGAGAUGGACCAGAGACUGCGGACAUAAUACAGGAGAUGGACCAGAGACUGCGGACACAGUACAGGGGAUGACCAGAGACUGCGGACAAGUACAGGAGAUGACCAGAGACUGCAGACAGUACAGGAGAUGACCAGAGACUGCGGACAGUACAG